AUAUGCAGUAAUAUAAGAUUCGUAUUUUGUGUAUGUGAAUGUACACGUUACUUAUUAGAGUUUGAUGCUCUCUACUUAUGAUUGGAAUUUUUGGAUCAUGUUUUGGAUUUUAUUUUGAUUUUUUUGGUCAGCUUUUCGAUUUUCGUUUGCACCUGCAGUAAUGAAUGCCUCACUUGGGUAAUUCCGUUGGAGAAUUCGUGGGUGGGGGAAUCAAAAUUGGGGCAGUUAAUAGAUGUAAAAACUAGGUUCAGGUCCUUUUUUGAGCCAAAUUCAUAUGUUUCGAUAACUAAAUAAUAGAAUGAUUCAUUGGUUAUUUGUAAUUUUGCAACUGACCCUUUUUCCCUGGUAGUAUUAAUAUGCCUAUCACGAUUCUAAUGCGCUUUGGUGCUCUAAUUUCAGUUCUGCAGAAGAAAGCAGAGAGGUUUGAACUGAAGAAGUUGCAGGUUCUUAAAUUAACUAAGGAUGGAAUAUCGUCUCUUGAGCCACUUUUUCAAGAUGUUUAUGCCAGUUGUCGCCCAAAACCACUUGAUUAUCAAGUUCGAAGAGAUUUAAUUCGCGUCUUUAACGAUAUAGCAAAGGAAAUUUAUGGCAACUCUAAAGAAAAUCCUGUUGUGGUGGAAUUUGGUUCUUUUGUCAUGGAUCUCUUCAGCAUCAGCAGCGAUCUAGAUCUCUCCGUGAAUUUUAGCACUACUGCAGUUGAUUUUCCACGUGAGAAGAAGAUUCAGACACUCAGAAAAUUUGCCAAAAAGCUAUAUGCUAUGCAGAGUAAAGGGCAUGUUACUGGAGUUCUUCCAAUCACGACAGCUAAGGUCCCUAUUCUGAAAUGUAUUGAUCGGGGAACUGGAGUCGAAUGUGAUAUAUCAGUUGAAAAUAGAGAUGGGAUUUUGAAAUCCCAGAUUAUUUACAUCAUCUCAUCCAUUGAUGACAGGUUUCACAAGCUAAGCUUCUUGAUGAAAACUUGGGCAAAAGCACAUAACAUUAACAGUUCAAAAGAUAAAACAUUGAAUUCACUCUCGAUAAUACUACUGGUAGCUUUUCAUUUGCAGACUCGGAAUCCUCCUAUUCUUCCUACAUUUUCUGCCAUUUUUAAAGACGGUACUGAUCCUGCAACGGUGGUGAAAUCACUGUGUAAUUUUGUAAAUUAUGGGAAACCAAACAGGGAAUCUUUGGCUGAGCUAUUCGCCUCUCUACUGAUUAAGUUAUCUUCUGUUGAAAAACUUUGGGCAAAAGGCAUUUGUGCAAGCGCAUACAAGGGAUGUUGGACAUCAAAGACCUGGGAUUCUAAAGUUGCAAAUAUCAGUGUGGAGGAUUUUACCGAUCAGUCUCAAAAUGUAGCACGAGCUGUGGGACAAGCAGAAGUGAAAAAGAUUUAUAAAUGUAUUGACAUAUCUAUCAAGUAUAUUAUGGGGUUUAUUGAUGGGCAGAUUGGAGUUGAAGUGAAGGAACUUUUGUUUGGUCAAGGUCAAGAUGGGAUUAUUCCGACAGGUAGUUCAAAGUUGCACAGAAUUGCAGGAUUGCCUUAUGAAGCAAACCAGGCAACGAGAAAAGUAAAUGGAAAAAGACGGAGAGAAGCUGAGUUUUCGUUAAUUAAAAAAAUCUCAGUAGAGAAAGCUGCUGCUUCAGCAAAAAAGCCUAAAGAAAGUUGGGGAGAAGCCGCACAUGUGAGAAAUCAACAUGUGUUUUCUGGGGGUUGGGAAGGAACUCAGCGACCUGCUACAGGAGGUUGGGGAGCUACUGCUGCCGUAGGCUCCUCCUGGGAAGCAACCCAACGACCUGCUGCAGGAGGUUGGGGGUCAACUCCGCAUCAAGCCGCUGCUGGAGGUUGGGGAUCAUCUCUGCAUCAACCCGCUUCAAGAGGUUGGGGAUCAACUCCGCAUCAACCCGCUGCGGGAGGUUGGGGAUCAUCUCCGCAUCCCGCUUCAAAAGGUUGGGGAUCAACUCCGCAUCAACCCGCUGCGGGAGGUUGGGGAUCAUCUCCGCAUCCCGCUUCAAAAGGUUGGAGAGCAAGUCAGCAACCUGCUGCAGGAGGUUGGGGAGGAAGCCACCGACCUGGAGGUUGGGGUGAAUCCCAACGACCUGCUGCUGGAGGUUGGGGUGAAUCCCAACGACCUGCUGCUGGAGGUUGGGGUGAAUCCAAGCGACCUGCUGCUGGAGGUUGGGGUGAAUCCCAGCGACCUGCUGCUGGAGGUUGGGGUGAAUCUCAGCAACCUGCUGGUGGAGGUUGGGGUGGAAUUCAGCCACCUGCUGGUGGAGGUUGGGGUGGAUCUCAGCGACCCGCUGAUGGAGGUUGGGGUGGAAUGCAGCCACCUGCUGCAAAAGGUUGGGGAGGAAGCCAGCGACCUGCUGCUGGAGGAGGUUGGGGAGGAAUCCAGCAGCAACCUGCUGCCGGAGGAGGUUGGGGCGGGACUCCUAAUAAUAAUACUAGUGUCUGGUAAACAGAGCACCACACAAAUUGUUUUUGAACAGUAUAUGAUAAUGGCUCGAAUUAUGUGAAUACUGGGGUUUAGCUUAGGCAAUAACAUGAUUAGGGUUUGCUCAAGUUUUUGUCUAUAAGGUUCAACCUUUUAGUUUCUAGGCCUCAUGUUUAUUGUAGUAACUGUUUGUGCACUAAAAACACAGAUCUUCCCAUUGUACAUUGGACAUUCACAAAAGCAGUUGUCUUUUGUUUGCUU
This is a messenger RNA of Erythranthe guttata (spotted monkey flower), 2672 nucleotides long. Lineage: Eukaryota; Viridiplantae; Streptophyta; Magnoliopsida; Lamiales; Phrymaceae. The record is from RefSeq and is a predicted model, not a curated record.